Molecule: messenger RNA, 1878 nt
Organism: Penicillium oxalicum
Lineage: Eukaryota; Fungi; Ascomycota; Eurotiomycetes; Eurotiales; Aspergillaceae
Gene: yvc1
Product: putative potassium ion channel Yvc1
Exons: 5
Coding region: 1-1878 (625 amino acids)
Source: RefSeq, a predicted model, not a curated record
AUGGGCAUAUGGGAUUCUAUAGUGGGCGCUCGUCGCGAAGCCCAACACCGUGCGGAGGCGGAACGGCAGAGACUCCUCCCAACACAUGAACGCGACGAAGCUCAGGGACUCGAGUCUGCCAAGGAGAUUGCUAAGGUUGCUUUGCGCUUGAGAUACCAGAUUGAGCAGGUGGUCUGUUGUGAGCUCGACGAAAGCGCCUUGACCGACUCCAACAGCCGGAUCAUAUCUGAGCAUGUGGUCCAAACAGCCAAACGGGCGGGUGGCGAAGACUACAGCGCCUGUGUAGUGUUUUGCUUGAUCGUCUGUCUACGGUGGUUCAAAAUGCAAGCCAAUAUUGAACUGUGGGACGCUGAUCUUCACCAUGGACGUGCGACUGCCUGUGAGGUUAUUGCGAAGCGCAUCAUUGAAUCCGAACCCGACCAGGAUCAUUUGCUCAAGAAUAUCUUACUGAAGCGCUACUCGAUCUUUAUCGAAGGGGAGGAGAGCUCGCCCGCCAAUGUAGUCGAGCGCGCGAUCGACCUCCAUGCGCUACGGGUUAUUGGCUCCUCUGGGUAUCAGAAAUGUAUUCAGUACAUCUGGCGCGGCUGGAUCUGCCAGGAAGAGGGAAACCCGACAAAUUUCGUGGAGUACAGAGAUAAAUCAAGCACUGACUACUGGGUUCACUUCCACCCCGAUCGCAUGAGAACGCCUUUAUAUCAGAACAUCUGUCAGAUUAUUUUUUCAUUGGUCUACCUGUGUCUCUACACAGCUGUCAUUAAUACCGUCAACCCCACCGGUGAUCUUGAUCUGGCGGAGUGGAUUCUCUAUCUGAUGACUCUUGGUUUUAUCUGCGACGAAGUUGCAAAAUUCUGGAAAGUGGGACGCAACUACUUCAAAUUUUGGAAUGCCUUCAAUUCAACUCUCUACGCUUUGCUCGCGAUUUCCUUCGCGAUGCGCUGCGUGGCCUUGGCCCAUUCCCCCUCUACCCAUCACGCACAGCGAGAACGCUUUAACGGGCUUAGCUACAACUUCCUUGCAUUUUCAGGUCCCAUGUUCUGGAUGCGCAUGAUGCUGUAUCUCGACUCUUUCCGAUUCUUCGGGGCCAUGUUCGUGGUCUUGCGGGUCAUGAUGAAGGAGAGUAUCAUAUUCUUCGCUCUGCUCUUUGUGGUUCUUGUUGGAUUUUUCCAAGCAUUCAUUGGCAUGUCUCAAGUUGACAGCGAUGUCGAUAUGACUGGGCCCAUCAUUCAAGGCAUGGCGAACAGUGUUAUGCAAAGCCCCGAGUUUGAGAUCUUCCAAGACUUUGCAUUCCCAUUCGGAAUCAUUCUCUACUAUGUGUUCAACUUUGUGGUCAUGAUCGUUCUCUUGAAUAUCUUGAUCGCCCUCUACAACAGCGCCUAUGAGGAUAUUUCUGGCAAUGCCAACGACGAGUUCAUGGCCAUUUUCGCCGCAAAGACCAUGCAAUUCGUGCGCGCUCCCGACGAGAACGUUUUCAUUGCACCUUUCAAUCUGAUUGAGAUUGUGUUCCUUGUCAUUCCCUUUGAGUGGUGGCUUUCGACCAAAAGCUACGCCAAGGUUAACGAUAUUGUCAUGGGCAUCUUAUACGCGCCUCUUCUUGUCGUGGCCGCGUGGGUCGAGACUCGCCAGGCCGCCAAAAUCAGAUGGAAUCGUCGACAUGGAGAAGAAGAUGACGACUGUACGCAGGAGUGGGAACAUGUGGCCAGUGAUGUCAACUUCGAUCUGGAUGAUAGCUGGAAGGAAGAAGUCAGACAGAGCAGUCCUGACGUCAAAACGGACGCCUGUACUCUGGAGGUUCGGCAGUUGCAAGAGCAGGUUGCUCUACUGACGGAGCUGGUGAAGAAACUCUCGGAGAAGGCUGAUUCUGCGGACGGGGCGAACUAG